AUAAAAAAAACGUGUUUUCAAAAUUGUAUUAUAAUUACGUUCAACACGGACUCGUGGAAUUAUUUCUGUUGUAUUUGUAAUUUCGAUAUUCGACGGUUACAUCGUUAGCCGGUGUCAUUUACGUUUCGCACCGUGAUUAACAAUGGCCGAGGAAUUCGAUGACAAGAAAAAAGAACACAGAAAAAGGCAUUCUGGCAGGAAAGCCGAGAAAAAAGUUUUAAAGAAAAAAUUGGAUCAAGAUGAAGCUUCUGCCAGAAAAAGGAAUCCCAAAGCAUUUGCUAUUAACUCUGUUGUUAAUGCUCAAAGACGAUUCAGAAGGGCUCAAGAUUUGGAUACCAAAAAGCAACAUAUACCUCUUGUUGACCGCACACCUUUGGAACCUCCUCCAAUUAUUGUUGCUGUUGUUGGACCUCCAAAAGUUGGGAAAACAACAUUAAUUAAUGGCAUUAUAAAAAAUUUUACAAGACAACCUCUCACUACUAUUAAUGGUCCUGUUACCAUAGUGUCUGGUAAAAGAAGACGUAUUACACUAAUUGAAUGUAAUAAUGACAUAAACAGCAUGAUUGAUUUGGCUAAAGUAGCUGAUCUUGUUCUCCUUAUGAUUGAUGCAUCAUUUGGAUUUGAAAUGGAAAUAUUUGAGUUUCUUAAUAUUUGUCAAGUACAUGGAAUGCCCAAGAUAAUGGGUGUCUUAUCUCAUCUUGAUAUGCUAAAAAAUAACAAAACUCUUAAACGUACAAAAAAAUUACUUAAGCAUCGUUUUUGGACUGAAGUUUAUGCUGGUGCAAAAUUAUUUUAUUUGUCUGGUGUUCAUAGAGGAGAGUAUGUUCGUAAUGAAGUAAAAAAUUUAGGAAGAUUCAUUUCAGUUAUGAAAUUUAGACCUUUAACUUGGCAAACUUCUCAUUCAUAUGUUCUAGUGGAUCGUAUGGAAGAUCUUACACCACCAGAAUUAAUUCGACAGAAUGUAAAAUGUGAUCGUCGAGUUAGUUUGUAUGGAUUUGUUCGAGGUAUUCCAAUGAAUAAACAGAGUAGUGUUCAUAUACCAGGUUGUGGGGAUUCUCCUAUAUAUGAUAUGUGUUAUCUUCCUGAUCCUUGUCCUUUACCUGAAAAAUUAAAAAAGAGAAGUUUAGUUGACAAAGAGCGUCUUGUUUAUGCACCAUUUUCUGGAGUUGGUGGAAUUGUAUAUGAUAAAGAUGCUGUAUAUGUUGAACUUGGUGGCAGCCAUUCUCAUAGUAAAAUUAUGAAUAAUACACAAGAUAAUACUCCUGGCCGAGAAUUAGUAAACAAUAUAGUUGAGACACAAGAUACUUUAGAUCAAAAGAUUGAUCGUAGUGAAGUUCAAAUUUUUUCUAAUACUGAACCAAUUGUUUCCACUGAUUUUAAAGAAAACGAUGAUAAUAAUAUGGAAGAAGAAUUGUCUGUAACUAAUGUAACAGAUCCAAAUGAUGGUCGAAAUCGACGAAAAGUUAUAUUUCGUUCUGAUGAUAUGAAAUUUUCUGAUCUUGAUGAAUCUGAUACUCAAGAUGAUGAUGAUGACAAUGAUUCUGAAAUUGAAGAUGUUAACCCUAUGAGUGAAGAAAAUAAUGAUUCUGAUUCAGAAUGGUCAGACUCUGAAGAUGAAACUGAAAGCAAAAAAGAUAAAGCUGACAAGUCACGUUUUUAUGGACAAUCAUUUGGAAAAGAAAAUGAAAUCAGAAAAAAAAUUGCCAACGAAUUGGCAAAAUUAGACAAAAUCAACCAAGAAUCGAAUAUUAGCAUCUGGAAUGAACAAGAACAAGAACAAUCUGAUGAUGAGAUUGAAUAUGAUGAAGAUUCUGAUGCUGAAGAUUCUGAUGUUGAAGAUUCUGAUGCUGAAGAUUCUGAUGCUGAAGAUUUUGAUGCUGAAGAUGAUAGUGAUGAAUGUGAUAAUAACAAAGAGCACAAUAUUAAAACUAAAGCAAGUGAUGAAAAUGAUGUGGAUGAUAAAGAUAAAAAAAAUAGUUUAGUAGAUAUUAAUGGAGGAGAUUCAACGUUAAAUUGGAAGAAAAAUUUGGCACAAAAAGCAGCCAAUGCGUAUUAUGAACGACAAAAUUCAGUUGCUAAUCUAUGGAAAUUAGUUUAUGGUGAUGAAGUUAAUGAACAAAAAAAUGAUAGUAAGUCAAAUGAUGAUGAAGAUGAAAUAGGAGGCCUAUUUAGAGUAUCUUCAAUGAAAAAUAUUAAAAAACAAAGAGAAAAAGAUGACAUGAAUUUAGAAGAUAUAUCGAAAUUUAAUGUUGAUCAUCAACAUGACUGGAGUUUAUCAGAGGUUUGUGAUACUAUAAAAGACAUGUUUGUAACUGGUAAAUGGAAUCGUAAUGAAGAUGCUUCUACACUUCUUGAAGAUGAUAAUGAAGAACUUUAUGGUGAUUUUGAAGAUUUGGAAACUGGUGAAAAAGUUGAGGGCCAAGGUUUUGAUUCUGAUAACAGUGUUAUUGAAAAACCUAAUAAGCCAUUAACUGAAGAUGAAUUAAUUGAAAAAAAGAAAAAAUUAAAAGAACAGUUUGAUGAAAACUAUGAUGAUAAAGAAGGAGGUCCAAGUACAUAUUAUGACGAAUUAAAAGAAGAAGCUUCUAAACAAGCACAACUUAACAAGAGCCAGUUUGAAGGAAUGGAUGAUGAAAUGCGUGUUCAACUAGAAGGAUAUAGAGCUGGAAUGUAUGUUCGGGUAGAAUUAGAUGCAAUGCCAUGCGAAUUAGUAAGCAAUUUUGACCCAUCUUAUCCAUUAAUAGUAGGAGGAUUACAAAGUGGGGAAGAAAAUAUUGGAUUUUUGAAAGUACGAAUUAAGAAACAUAGAUGGUAUAAUAAAAUACUCAAAAACCGAGAUCCUAUUAUAAUAUCAAUGGGUUGGAGAAGAUUUCAGACAUUACCAAUAUUUUCCAAACAAGAAGAUAAUAUGAGACAUAGGAUGCUUAAAUACACACCUGAACAUGUCAUGUGUAUGGCUCACUUUUGGGGUCCAAUGACCAAACCUGGUACUGGAUUUUUAGCUGUACAAGAUGUUUCAUCCAAACAGGCUGGUUUCAGGAUAACAGCUACUGGGACAGUUGUUGAUACAGACCAAUCAACUCAAGUUACUAAAAAGUUGAAAUUGACUGGCACUCCUUUAAAAAUCUAUAAACGUACAGCAUUUAUUAAAGAUAUGUUUAAUUCUACUCUGGAAGUAACCAAAUUUGAAGGAGCUCGUAUUAAGACUGUUUCUGGUGUUCGAGGUCAGAUUAAAAAAGCUUGCCCAAAACCAGAAGGUUCAUUCAGAGCAACUUUUGAAGAUAAAAUUAAAAUUAGUGAUAUCGUGUUUUGUCGUACAUGGUAUAAUGUUGAAGUUCCAAAACUUUAUAAUCCUGUUACAUCGUUGUUGUUGCCAUUGAAUGAAAAAAACUCAUGGCGUGGUAUGAAGACUACAGGACAACUAAAAAGAGAACAAGGCAUUAAAGCACUUCCUCAAAAUGAUUCAAUGUAUACUCCAAUACAUAGGAGUAUGAAAUAUUUCAAGCCUCUCAAAUUGUCUAAGAAUUUACAAGCUCAGCUACCGUAUGCAGACAAACCCAAGACAUUGGCAACCGCUAAAUUAGACUUGAAAAAACAACGUGUGGCUGUGGUUAGAGAUGGUCAUGAAGAACAGGUUGCUUCUUUAAUGAAGAUGAUUCGAACCACUUACAAGGAGAAGAAACGAAAAGAUAGAAAAGAUAUGAGAGUGAGAGUUAGGCAACAUAAGAAAGACAUCCAAACAGAAGUGAGGGCUAAAUAUAAGAGAGAUCAACAAAAGAAAAAAGCUAUUAUGAGAAAACGUACAAAAAUGUCGUCUAAUAAAUAAUUUGUGUUUAGUCUAUUGUUUACCAUUUUUAAAUCGAUAUCUUAAAUUGUUUUAUUU
Messenger RNA from Melanaphis sacchari, 3883 nucleotides. Its product is annotated as ribosome biogenesis protein BMS1 homolog. Bases 143 to 3826 code for a protein of 1227 amino acids. Gene Ontology annotation, biological process: ribosome biogenesis; endonucleolytic cleavage of tricistronic rRNA transcript (SSU-rRNA, 5.8S rRNA, LSU-rRNA); maturation of SSU-rRNA from tricistronic rRNA transcript (SSU-rRNA, 5.8S rRNA, LSU-rRNA). Lineage: Eukaryota; Metazoa; Arthropoda; Insecta; Hemiptera; Aphididae. Gene Ontology annotation, molecular function: GTP binding; U3 snoRNA binding; GTPase activity. The transcript is spliced from 15 exons. Gene Ontology annotation, cellular component: 90S preribosome; nucleus. The record is from RefSeq and is a predicted model, not a curated record.